AUGGGGAAAGAGGAUUUUGCAAUUGCACGCGAGAGGAGCCAUCAUGCACCACAUCGACGUAAACGUUAUGGACAGUCAAAAGUGCCAGGAGCAACUCUCAGAUACAUUCAAGGAAUCUCUACCAAACUACUCGCCAAACAUGAUCUGUGGACAAUCGAAUAUAGACCAGUGCAAGUCACAAUGUGCGUUGAAAAUCGUCGUUCAGUUGUGUUAACGCUACGUGCAUAUCGUCGAAAAUAUCGUGGCAAACGGGCACCGUCUGACAGCACUAUCCGUCGAUUGGUUCCGAAUUUUCUUGAGUUCGGGACAGUGGGAGAUCGUCACUACGAAUUCGCAGGAAUCUACACUUGGGACACGGGCUGUAAGCAAGAAGGACAAAUCGCUGGUUUUGUCAGACCUGACACUGACUGGAUCCAGACAACUCUCAGGAAACCAAUUAAGGAAUUGAAAAGGAUAGAAAGAGAAUACUUACGAAGUCAUUGA
This is a messenger RNA of Acanthoscelides obtectus, 483 nucleotides long. NCBI's taxonomy places the organism in Eukaryota, Metazoa, Arthropoda, Insecta, Coleoptera, Chrysomelidae. The record is from the annotation of a GenBank genome assembly.